Messenger RNA from Peniophora sp. CBMAI 1063, 1605 nucleotides. Lineage: Eukaryota; Fungi; Basidiomycota; Agaricomycetes; Russulales; Peniophoraceae. The record is from the annotation of a GenBank genome assembly.
AUGGAUGCUCCGUCUCUGCAUGAACCUGGAGUCGAAGGACACCACGACGAAGGAUCUUUGCUUAUAGCGAAGUUACCUCCCGAACUCUUGUCAGAAAUCUUCGUCUUCUACGCACAUCAUCCCAGCAUCAAUGCGCUCUAUCACCUGGAAUGGACAAGUACCCUUCUGUCCGUAUGCCGUAGAUGGCACGAUGUAGCCGUCUCGACCCCCGCACUUUGGAGUUACAUCGAGUUCAGCGGCCCUCCGCAUCAGAUCAUCCCGCGCGUUAGCUUACAACUACGGCGCGCCGGCGAUGCUCCUCUCCAUCUCAGAGGCAUCUUUCACGCACACACGGUCGAGGUUCUGCAAGAUACGUGUUGCGAGAUAUGGAACGUGGCGAACGUCAAGGAGUUGACCUUGAACUCGAUACAUUGGCGCGGCGGCAGCUUACAAGAGUUCCUUCGCCGUAUGAACCUGCCCGCCUACCCUUUGUUAACUCACCUCAGUAUAUUAUCCUCACAAGAACCUCUCAACUUCGAGCUCGACCUCAUGGUCGCCCUUUUGAGGACCAAGCUGCCUCGCUUGAGCCAUCUGCGCCUCGAGGGCGUGCCCUUUGACCCAUCGUUGCUUCACAACUUGUCACGUUUACACCUUGGAUCAUUGCGCGAGGGACAUGAUCUUCCUCAGGACGCUCUUCCGGAACUAAUUUAUGCGCUUCAACGUUGUCCUGAUAUGCAGGACUUGAAUCUCCACUUGGGUGGCCACUUGCCGCCUCAGCCGUCUUUUGGCGAGAGUGCAUCCCUUCCUCUCCUACAGACCCUCAGCCUCCAGGGCCACCCGCAGGCCUGCGCUCUCAUGAUACAAGCAUUCCAGCUUCCGCGGUCUGUGGGUAUCAAGCUGUUGUUUGCGCCCAAUUGGCAGACCUUGAGGGAGACGAAUCUGAUUCAGGCAUUGAAUAACCACUUCGUUCGCACGGAAACGCCAACAAUAAGCUCGUUGCUCAUCAAUACAGAGCUCUUCGACGGACCUGUCCCUGUCCUGUGUUUCAGGGCCUACACCGAUCCUGGUUACUACGCCCUUCGGGGCCGGUCACAGACCGCGAACGGAAACGAGGAACCACCAUGCCUCGACGUGCAUCUAUGGCAUCGCAGUCCGGAUAUCAGCCUGACGUUGGACGAUCUCGUUCAAGGAUUGCCAAUGACAUGCGUGACGCACCUCGACGGCCGCUUUGCGACACGUGUCGCCCUAAAGUCAUGGAUCAUACUACUGUCCGCGUUGCCCUCACUCCGCGUCGUAUCCGUGCGACCGGAGACUGCAGCUCUGGAUCUCCUGCUGGCCUUGAACAUCCUCUUGAAUCGUCAACAACGUCCAGUCGCCCAUAUAGUACUCGACCUCCGUCUGAUGCCGGAGAAGACUGCUUCGACACACGAAGCGGACGCCAAGCGCGCCCGCCUGUCGUUCGAGGAGGCCCUGCAGUACAUUCAGAAGGCGAAGCAAGUGGGACUACCGCUUGAUACGCUUGAGAUAGUCGGCGACAUUCCGUACGGGAUGAUCGGCGACGUGUGGCUGGAAGAGAUGCGCCGCAGCCUGAACGACGGGUUUCGAUUUCGCAUGGACGUAGUAUAG